AUUCAUUUAAAUGUGCAAAUUGAAAAUGUCAUUUAGGUAUCCACAUUUUUUGUUUUGUAUUCGAUAAAACAACACUUAGAGAAAAAGUGUGUCGAAAAUAAUUUAUCCUACUCAAUCUUGAAAAAAAAAAAUAUACAGAAAUUAUUUUCGUGGAUAACAUUAACUACAAAAAUUAUGGUCCAAUUUGUUCAAAGUUUUGUUUAAAGCCUCAGCAACUUUUCAUCAAAGAAUUGGCUUCUCUACCAUUGAAAACGGUGUAUUUUAAAUAGAUGCUUUUCUAUAUUUCAAUAUUUUCAUACAAAUAUUUUCUUUAAGUGUAUUAACCGAGUCCACUUAUGCUAAAUUCCAUGGUUAGAUGCUAUGUCACGAAUCAAUUAUAUCCACCAUCUCUUGAAUGAUUGCACAAGUAUUUUUGUUCGUCAAAUAAAUUUUAAGUGCAGUGUCAUGUAUCGCUAUCAAUACUCAACCCAACCUUAAUAUAUUUGCACACAAUUCAAUUAGUUGUCAACAGUGCAUUUUCUGAUUUACCAUGAAGCAGUUUAGCUCAAAACACUUUAUUAUCUUGUAUGCAGUGCAUGCCUUUUUGAUAGUUGACGCCAUUGCCGACGCCAGCAGCAAUUUAAAUAAAACUGUCAAACUCGAACGUGGAAAACGGUAUUUAGAUUUUUUGAAAUCAAGUCGUGUUUUUUUUCGUGCAAAUGUAAAGAAUAACAUUUUGGAUGUCAACGCACUUUUUGCGUAUGCAUAUGGAUUUCGAUCAAAUUAUCCAAUAGAUAAUGAUAAAAAACAAAAACAAAAACAUGCUAUGAAAAGAGAUAUUUAUAAAACGCUCGAAACUUUUAUGGAUGGACAUGGUUUUGAUGGCAAGGCUUGUAUUUUGAAAUCUUUUUGUACAGCAAUGAAGGAGGGACCGUCUCAAGAAGGGAUAUUGUUCAAGACCUUCAAGACAAUUCUAGCAUUGAAUGAACACGACAGAAGACAUUUUAAAUAUUUGAAGGACGAAAACUGUGAUCAAAUUCUGCAUCAUCAUUGUCCUUUGAGUUUUAAUAGCAUAUCACCAUUUACUGAUGACGUUUAAUACAAUUUUUAAUAUUAUUUGGGUUAAAAACUGAGAAUUUGAAAAUAACUUUACAU
Episyrphus balteatus (marmalade hoverfly) is the source of this 1134-nucleotide messenger RNA. RefSeq lists its product as uncharacterized. The record is from RefSeq and is a predicted model, not a curated record. Lineage: Eukaryota; Metazoa; Arthropoda; Insecta; Diptera; Syrphidae. The transcript has 4 exons. The coding region runs from base 530 to 1078 and encodes 182 amino acids.